UACUUCACUCAACCGUUUUGAAAGUAUCAGUUGACCUGCAAACGUCCCAACGAUAAACAGUACUGCUACUCCAAACUAUCGCCGCCAUGAAGUUCUUGAUACUUUCGGUUAUGAUCAGCCUGGCCGCUGGCGCCAGCGUUCCCUAUGCUUAUAUCCCGGAAUGUUCCACAGUUCCCCAGGGCCAGAAGCUUGCUAUUGGAGAUUGUCGUCAGUUUGCCAUCUGCCAACCGGUUGGCCUGUCCUUUGUCGAAACCUGCCAGGACGGACUCGUCUACGACUCUCGUGUCGAUCGCUGCGAGUGGCCGGAGAAUGUGCCCCAGUGUUACGCCAACUACUACAACAACGUCUACCAACAGCAGCAGUACUACCCACAGCAGCAGCAGCAGCCGUGGUACCCCCAGCAAAACUGGUGGUAAAUGUUGCUAAUAUAUCUUGUAAUUUCUAAGUGUGUUACUUCAAUAAAUUGAACUAAUGAAUAUGCCGAAGGUGGCCUCUUAACCUAA
This is a messenger RNA of Culex pipiens pallens (northern house mosquito), 503 nucleotides long. RefSeq names its product chondroitin proteoglycan 1-like. The record is from RefSeq and is a predicted model, not a curated record. Gene Ontology annotation, molecular function: chitin binding. The coding region runs from base 87 to 416 and encodes 109 amino acids. Gene Ontology annotation, cellular component: extracellular region. The transcript is spliced from 2 exons. Lineage: Eukaryota; Metazoa; Arthropoda; Insecta; Diptera; Culicidae.